AGCGCUGUGCCAUUCAGUGGCUUCAAGACCCCACAGAUUGCAAGCGAUCGGUGGAAUGAAAGAAUCCAACACGCUACUAUUGAAAAGAAACCCGAAACGGUUAAGGGAGAAAGGUUUGCAGAACGUGGUAUCUACGACGUUUUUGACAAUUAUCAUGAUCCAUAUCCUUGCUGGAGUAAUCCGAAUGAGAUACCUAUAACCAGAGAAGAGAUUGAAUUGGUAUUCAUCGAGUUGAUGGAAAACUUUGGAUUUCAGUUGGAUAAUACGAGAAAUAUGUUUGAUUUCUUGAUGAGAUUGUUAGACUCAAGAGCGUCCAGGAUGACAGCCAACCAGGCGCUUCGUUCAAUCCACGCGGACUACAUUGGUGGAAUAAACUCAAACUUCAAAAAAUGGUACUUUUCAGCUCAGCUCGAUAUCGACGACACUGUGGGUUUCGCAAACGCCAAUAAAGAUGGUCAACCAAAGAGUUCCUACAAGAGGAAAAAUAAAGGCAAUCCGCUGUUUGAAUCGAAAAUCUCCUUGGAACAAUCUGAAGUUAGGUGGGUUGAGAAUAUGAGCUCUCUCUCAGCUUACGACUCUGUUGUUCAAGUCUCUAUAUAUCUCUUGGUGUGGGGCGAAGCCAAUAACAUUAGAUUUAUGCCCGAAUGUCUCUGCUUCAUUUUCAAAUGUUGUAAUGAUUAUUGGUAUGGCUUGGAGAAACUCAAAGAGGACAACGCUGACUUUAAGCCCCCUGAGUCAUUUUUGGAUCACGUCAUUACUCCGUUGUAUGAGUUCUACAGAGAUCAAGUGUAUGAACUUGUUGAUGGACGCUACAUCGUUAAGGAUAAAGAUCAUUCUUCCAUAAUUGGGUACGAUGACAUCAACCAGUUCUUUUGGUAUAGAAAGGGGUUGGAGAAAAUCCAAAUCAAGGAUUCGAAGAAAUUGUUAAUUGAGAUCCCUGUCCAUGAGCGUUACCUCCAUUUGAACAAUAUCAGAUGGUCAAAAUGCUUUUACAAGACUUAUAAGGAGAGAAGAACUUGGCUACAUAUUAUUCUCAACUUCAACAGAAUCUGGAUCAUUCAUAUUUCAAUGUUUUGGAUUUACACCUUGGCAAAUGCAUCUGCUCUCUACACAAAGAACUAUCAACAACUGUUGGACAAUAAACCGCCAAUGUACAUCACUUUGACUGUAUUGUCGUUGAAUGGGGCAGUUAGUACCUUAAUCAACUUGAUUGCAACGUUGUUGGAAUAUUUGUUUGUUCCAAGACGAUGGCCAGGUGCUCAAUCAUUAACAAAACGGUCUGUGUUGUUGACAUUAAUUUUACUGCUUUUGACAAUUCCAACUCUUUACAUCCUUGGUGUUUUCCCCGUGUCUAUUAAUGAAAAGGCGGCAAUGGGAAUCUCUAUCAGUCAGUUCAUUUUGGGAACGGUGGUUUCAAUCUAUUUUGCUAUCGCUCCUUUGUCGUCAUUGUUUGGAUCCACACUCUCUGGGAAGAGAGACACUCUUGCAAAUAUCAACUUUACCAAUUCUAUUCAUAAACUCAAAGGUAAGGCCCGACUCUCCUCUUUUGGUCUCUGGUUUGCUGUCUUCACAGCAAAGCUGAUUGAAUCAUAUUUCUUCUUGACAUUGUCGCUUAAGGACCCAAUCAGAGAGUUGAGCGCUAUCCAUGCAACUAGAUGUAUAGGCGAACAAUAUUUGGGCACCAUUGUUUGUCGUAUUCAACCAAUGGUUUUGUUGACAUUAAUGGUUAUCACUGACUUGGUGUUAUUUUUCUUAGACACGUACAUGUGGUACAUUAUUUGUAACACAAUCCAUUCUGUCUGCAGGUCAUUGUAUAUUGGUGUCUCUAUAUGGACACCGUGGAGAAAUAUCUUUUCUCGAUUACCAAAAAGAAUCUUUUCCAAAGUCAUGGCAACUACACAGGACAAUACUUUCAAAAGUAAAGUAUUGGUGUCUCAAGUCUGGAAUGCAAUCAUUGUCGCAAUGUACAGGGAACAUCUUUUGUCAUUGGAGCACGUGCAACGUUUGAUAUACCAACAGGUUGCACAGACAGAUCUCUCUGGAAACCAGACUACAACGUUGAAAGAGCCAAACUUUUUCAUGUCACAAGAGGAUGAGAUCAUGAAGUCUCCUUUGUUCGAGUCACAAUCUGAAGCACAGAGAAGAAUCACGUACUUUGCACAAUCGUUGUCCACUCCAAUGCCGGAUCCAGUACCUGUAUCACAAAUGCCGACAUUUAGCGCCUUGAUUCCACAUUUCUCAGAGAAGAUAACCUUGACGUUGAGGGAGAUAAUUCGUGAAGAGGAAGGCUAUUCCAACGUAACACUUUUGGAAUAUUUGAAAAAACUACAUGAAUCAGAAUGGAAAUGCUUCGUUCAGGACACAAAAAUGUUAGCUGAGGAAAAUGAUUUGACGAGCUCCUCAUCUUCUGAAGAUUACUCAGCUGGAGGUAAUAUUGCAGGUACAAAACAAGAGCCUGGAAACUUACCAUUUUACACCGUUGGGUUUAAGUCUGCAACACCUGAAUACAUAUUGAGAACUAGAAUCUGGGCAUCGUUGCGGUCUCAAACUAUCUACAGAACGAUAUCCGGGUUUAUGAAUUAUUCGAGGGCAAUCAAGUUGAUGUAUGACGUGGAGUAUCCGUUGAAGCGUUCUUCAGAUUUCGAGAGUGACGAACUUCUCAGAAUGGAAAAGGCUGCCGUCAUGGCUUUGAGGAAAUUUCGAAUGGUUGUAUCAAUGCAGAGAAUGAACGACUUUAGUGCUGAGGAGAGGGAGGAUAAGGAGCUUAUCUUGCGUGCUUACCCAGAGUUGCAAAUUUCAUAUUUGGAGGAAGAUGUAGAUCCACAUGGAAAAUUGACAUACUACUCUUGUUUGAUUGAUGGAAGUUGCAAGAUAUUACUGAACGGACAAAGAAAACCAAAGUACAGAAUCAGACUCUCCGGGAAUCCAAUUCUAGGGGAUGGAAAAUCUGACAACCAGAACCAUGCGUUGAUCUUUUGCAGGGGCGAAUACAUCCAACUUAUUGAUGCGAACCAGGAUAACUAUUUAGAGGAGUGUCUUAAAAUCAGAAGCGUAUUGGCAGAAUUUGAAGAGACUCAACUCGAAUGCCGGGAAAUGGUUUCAUCCGAAGAACAGCAAGAAGCAUCACCUGUUGCCAUUGUAGGUACAAGGGAAUAUAUCUUUUCAGAGAACAUAGGAAUCUUGGGUGAUGUUGCGGCAGGUAAGGAACAAACGUUUGGAACCUUAUUUGCAAGAACGUUGGCAAGAAUUGGAGGUAAGUUACACUAUGGACAUCCUGAUUUCUUGAACACCAUUUUCAUGACAACAAGGGGUGGUGUUUCCAAGGCUCAGAAGGGUUUACAUUUAAAUGAGGAUAUUUACGCUGGUAUGAAUGCCGUACUAAGAGGUGGAAGAAUUAAACAUUGUGAGUACAUGCAAUGUGGUAAAGGAAGAGAUUUGGGGUUUGGAUCCAUUUUAAAUUUCAACACCAAGAUUGGUGCUGGCAUGGGAGAGCAGAUGCUCUCUCGUGAAUAUUAUUAUUUGGGAACCCAAUUGCCUUUGGAUAGGUUUUUGUCCUUCUACUAUGCACAUCCGGGCUUCCAUUUGAAUAAUGUCUUCAUAAUUUUUUCUCUUCAGUUGUUCCUUCUGGUUGCUCUUAACUUGGCUUCACUUGUCCAUGAGUCUGUGGUUUGUGAGUACAAUCGUCACGUACCAAUAACCGAUCCAAGAAAGCCAACAGGGUGCUCCAAUCUUAUACCGAUGAUUAAGUGGUUAGAACGAAGUGUGUUCUCUAUCUUUACUGUAUUUUCCCUGUCAUUCCUUCCCUUAUGUGUACAGGAACUUACAGAGAGGGGAAUAUGGCGGGCUUUCACGAGGUUGAGCAAGCAUUUGAUGUGUCUUUCUCCCAUGUUUGAGGUCUUUGUUUGUAAGAUUUAUUCACAGUCCUUGAUAAACGACAUGUCAUUUGGAGGUGCGAGAUACAUAGCCACAGGACGUGGUUUUGCAACAGUUCGAGUUCCCUUCCACUUGCUUUUUUCCAGGUUCUCAUCUGAAAGUUUCUAUUUUGCAGGAUCUGCACUUGCCAUGUUGUUGUUUUGUUCUCUUGCAUUAUGGGAUAUUGCGCUUUUGUAUUUCUGGUUGACCAUGUUUGCACUUUUGGUGGCACCUUUCUUGUACAAUCCAAACCAGUUUGCCUGGACAGAGUUCUUUCUUGAUUACAAACGAUACCUUCAAUGGUUAUCGUCUGGCAAUUCAAGCUCUCAAGCUAAUUCAUGGAUUGGUCAUAUCAGGGCCAUGAGAAUACAAGGCACAGGUUCUAAGAGAAGAGCUACCAUGGAAGUUAUUGAAAAGAGAACUUCAGAUUUUAAGAAACCAUCUUUCGUCAAUAUGAUCUCAUCACAGAUCAUACCAUCUCUAUUGCAUUUCUCGGUUGUGUCUACCGCAUAUUUAUUUAUGAAUGCUCAAAACGAGGUGAAGAAUUCCAGACAGACAAAUCCGAUCUUAGGCAUAGCACUAUUCUCGCUAGGACCGGUUGUCAUUAAUGCACUUUUACUAUUGGCAUUAUUUGUUGUCUCUGUCUUGAUAGGUCCUAUCAUUUCACUUUGCAUUCCAAAAUUCCCAUCUUUGAUAGCUGCAGUUGCACAUACAGUGUCAAUAGUCGUAUAUGUUAUCACAUUUGAACUACUUUGGUUUACGCAAAAUUGGGACUUCAAGAUGGCUAUUCUUGGGAUGUAUAUUUGUACGUUGAUUCAAGGUAUAUUGUUCAAGAUUAUUACAACAACGCUCUUGACGAGGGAAUUCAAACACGAUAGAUCAAAUAAAGCAUGGUGGUCUGGUAAGUGGAUUGGCUCUGGUAUGGGCUGGAGAACGGUUACACAGCCCUUAAGAGAGUAUUUCUGUAAGAUCAUUGAGAUGAGUAUGUUUGUCAAUGAUUUUUUCUUGGGUCACUUCAUAUUGUUCAUCCAGUUUCCAGUUCUUCUUAUCCCAUAUGUCGACAAGUGGCAUUCGUUGAUGCUAUUUUGGCUAAGACCAGAGAGACAAAUACGUCCUCAGGUAUUGUCGCCCAAGAAGAGAAGACGUAGGAGAGCAGCAAUGCAGUUCUACUUUGUGGUAUUUUUGUUGAUGUUCACAUUAACCGUAAUGAUAUUUGCUCUACCACUGAUUAUAAGAGAUUUCUUUGGCGUUGAUCUACACCGUUACAUCCCAGAGAUUGCCAUUGACAUAUUCCAGCCUGAUUCAAUUCCAAGUACGAAGAAAGGAUUAGCUGGUUACAAGUUGUAUAUGUCAUCGAAGAAGAAUGGAUCAAGAAAGCUUUAG
Messenger RNA from Williopsis jadinii, 5295 nucleotides. Its product is annotated as 1,3-beta-glucan synthase. The transcript has a single exon. The annotation marks the transcript as partial. NCBI's taxonomy places the organism in Eukaryota, Fungi, Ascomycota, Saccharomycetes, Phaffomycetales, Wickerhamomycetaceae. Gene Ontology annotation, biological process: fungal-type cell wall polysaccharide biosynthetic process; (1->3)-beta-D-glucan biosynthetic process. Gene Ontology annotation, molecular function: 1,3-beta-D-glucan synthase activity. Gene Ontology annotation, cellular component: 1,3-beta-D-glucan synthase complex; plasma membrane. The record is from RefSeq and is a predicted model, not a curated record.